Molecule: messenger RNA, 1713 nt
Organism: Phaedon cochleariae (mustard beetle)
Lineage: Eukaryota; Metazoa; Arthropoda; Insecta; Coleoptera; Chrysomelidae
Source: the annotation of a GenBank genome assembly
AAUGCAGUGAUAAAUCGAAGAGGUGUGAAGAUGGCAUCUACAACGGAACUAGUUACCGAUUCAGUACCUGACUUGACGAAAAAAGCUCAGACGUUCGGAGAACUCGACUUCAACGGAAAAAUAUCGUACAUCCGCGAGGUGAUAACCGUAGAGCCCCUACUAGGGGCUUAUGUCAUGGCCUCCACUCUGUGCUCACCGAUGCUGAUCAACUUGGAGUUCGAGAAGUCUUGCCGAGUGAACUUGCAGAUGAACGAUACUGUUUGCGAGGCUAUUUUGAGCAGCCAACACGAAGUUCUCAAUUUAACAGAGCAAAACAACGAGGUGCAAUACUUGAUAAGCGAUGUGCACUCCUGGUUGCAACCUGUGCAAAGCAUCAUGCCGCUGAUCCUAGUUUUGUUCAUAGGAUCCUACAGCGAUAGGCACAAGUGGCGCAAGCCCUUUUUGCUGUUGCCCCUAUUCGGGGAAUUUUUAGCAGUGGUAGGAUGCAUUUUUUGCGUUAUUUUUAUGCGGUCUUGGCCCCUGGAAGUCCAGGGAGUGUUUCAGCUAAUCCUCCCUUCGCUUUUUGGCGGACAAACUAUGAUUGUCAUGGCGACAUUUUCGUACAUAGCCGAUGUCAGUACCAUAGAAAUGAGAACGCUGAGGAUAGGGGUCGUACAAAUAGUACUCAACAUCAUUGUUCCUGUUACGCAGCUGUUCAGUGCGAAUAUGUUCGAGCUAACAGGGUACUAUGGGGUGCUUUUUACUGCGGGAGGUUUGUACGUGUUCGGGUUCCUUUAUGGGCUUUUUUGGAUCAAGGAACCAAAACAGCCUGUGAACACAGAGAGCAGAGGUGUUUUAUGCGAUGUUUUUGAUCCGAGACAUGCUGUGGAUACGUUCAAUCUGAUACUGAGGAAGGGCCCUGGGAAAAAUAGGGUUUAUAUUGGUGUGAUGCUUUUCACGAUUUUUAUAUACAGUGCAGUGAUAGUGGGUGAAUCGGACAGGUUCUUUUUUUACUCGCAAAGCAGGUUCGGUUGGACGAUAGUGGAGUUCAGCUAUUUCCUUUCCAUGAAUACUUUGGUCCACCUCAUUGGUACUGCACUAGCGGUUCCCCUUUUCACAAAAAUCCUCAAUUUGACUGACAUGGCCAUUCUGCUGCUCACCUUCUUGGACAAAAUGCUCAGCAACGUCGUCUUCGGUUUUGCCAACAGCAACACGCUCCUCUACGCAGGUAAAACACUCCUCAUUUUUUCCUCUCCUCUUCUUCCUCCAAUUAAUAUUUUCUUCAUUGCAGCUGCUGUUGUCAGUAUUAUAACGGGAGUGACGCCCAUUGGAAUUCGAUCCCUCGCUACAAAGGUGGUAUCAGAAGACGAUCUGGGCAAGGCUCAGUCUUUGUUCGGCAUUUGCGAAGCUAUUGCCCCAGCGAUAUCGACACCUGUUUACAACAAGGGAAUCUACAAUAACACUUUGACUACGUUUCCAUCAGCAUUUUUCUUUUUCGGUAUCAUCCUUUACGCAAUUUGCAGUGCAUUUAUAACGUGGAUGUACUUCAAAGAAAAACCAAAUCGUACGUCAAAAGUCGAACUUGCGAAUGGCUCUGGAGUUACUAUCGAAAAGACCCCAAUGGAGACUUAUGUUGAAACAACACACAUAUAAUUAUUGACUUUUCAUUAGAAAUACAAAAUAUAAAUAAGAGAGAAUAUAAUAAUAUGUUGUAAAUACCAUGUUACACAUUAU